This is a messenger RNA of Schizophyllum commune H4-8, 1824 nucleotides long. Its product is annotated as phosphoglycerate mutase-like protein. The coding region runs from base 251 to 1579 and encodes 442 amino acids. Gene Ontology annotation, molecular function: phosphatase activity. Gene Ontology annotation, biological process: dephosphorylation. Lineage: Eukaryota; Fungi; Basidiomycota; Agaricomycetes; Agaricales; Schizophyllaceae. The transcript is spliced from 12 exons. The record is from RefSeq and is a predicted model, not a curated record.
CAUCAAUGAGUCCCCCACAUCGUGCCCGACUCGACGAGUCAUUCGACGUGGCCACCAUCGUCUGGACCUUGAGCAGCGCGCGCUUGCCUCCUUGUCCAGCGACUGCUUGCUGAAGCCCGUGAUCAUCGUAUAUACGAUAGCCUGAAGAUAGCACAGGGGUGCGAGCAAGACCCGAGAUCGGUAUAAAGGGACAACCAGCAGACGACUGAUCGCGCUUUCGCCCCGUCACGUUCACGAAUAGCCAGCAAAAAUGUCCGACGAUACGACGCUCUUGGGUGUGGUGGUUCUGACGCGCCAUGGGGAUCGGCAAGGCUUUUACCAGGACCCUGACUCGUACACCGCGAGCGGGACGGUGAUCACACCGCUGGGGAACCAACAAGAAUACCAACUCGGCCAAAAGCUGCGCGCCCUCUACCUCAACUCCUCCUCGCCCACGAACCUCGCGGGCAUGAGCCACGACGUCGUGAACGCGAGCCAGAUCGCCGCGCGGGCGGAUGCGGGCGGGGAGGGGGGCGUGAUCUACGACUCGGCGGUGUCGUUCAUGCAGGGGCUGUACCCAGACACGACGGCGUAUAAUACGACGUUGGCGAAUGGGACGACGAUCGUGGGGCCGUUGGGGGGUUAUCAGUACAUCCCCAUCGAAUCCGUCGAACCCGACAACGACAUCUCCCUCGAGGGCUGGACGAGCUGCGGCGCAUUCUCCGACUGGACGAACGACUUCUAUAAUUCGAGCGCGUUCCAGCAGGUGGCGUCCGACAACGAUGACUUCCUGAAGUCUCUCCCUCCGUACCUGGAUGGCCGGCCAGUGAGCUUGCAGAAUAUGUGGAACAUCUUCGACUUCAUGAACGUCAACUGGAUCCACAACGAGCAAUUCGCGCAGGUCGUGCCCGAGGAGACCAUUGCGCGGGCUCGGGCUUUGGCCAACUACCACGAAUACGGGGUCUUCACGUCCCCGGACGUAGAUGGGAUUGGGAAUAUCGCCGGCCGGACCGUCCUCCCCAACAUCCUCGACGGCUUCGCGAGCAUCGUGGAUGAGAAGGACGCGACGCAGUUCGUGUACGUCGGCGUCUCGUACAAGCCGUUCCUGUCGCUCUUCAAUAUGACGCAGGCAGCGGAGAUGCAUGGGGAGUUGGAGGCGAUUGUAAACUACGCUGCCGCCGUCGUCUUUGAGGUCCGCGAGACUAGCGACGGAGACCACGUCCUGCGCUUCAACUUCAAGAACGGCACUGACGAAAAUGACUUCACGACUUAUACGAUUCUGGGCCAGGAUGGCGACGUCCCGCUGUCGACUUUCGUCGAUAAGUUGGCGCCCGCCGCCAUCAACACCACCGCCGCCUGGUGCUCCGCCUGCGGCAACACCAAGGACCGCGGGUGCGGCGCACUCACUAAGGCCGCCAACGAAGCCGUCGCCGCCCACAGCGACAAUAUCAGCCCCGUCGGUGCGGGCUUCCUUGGCGCGGGGCUCACGAUCGCGGUCAUGCUGGCGAUGUUCGGCGCGCUGAUGUUUAUGGGGGUGUUGACGUUUGGGAGGAGGGGGAGGAGGCAGCAAGGGAAGGAGGCAAAGGCGGCGAAGGCGUGAAGAUGAUUUGCUUCGAGUGGGUUGUGGGAAACUUGCAAUGUGCUUGUAUGAGAACGAUCGCUACGAAUGGAAAUGACUUGGACAGACGACCUUGUGUGUCCAUCCGCGAGGGACUACGCCCCAUCCUUGACUCAGCAGCGAAGGUGGCAUGGAUAGGCUCUUACCGAUCCCUCUUCACUCUGCUCCUUCACUACCGCUGAUACAGAACCCUGCGUCAUUGGAUCUAUGAGAGCCACCCUAUCGCC